AGAAUCGCACAAAAACACACUGCACUCAUCAAGAACGUCAACAUGGGUUCAAAAACGACAGUACGGUAUCUGCAUAAAUAUACACCAGCUAAAGGUAUAAAGGAAGAUUUUGAGGAUCUCCUGCAACGUUUUAUAGCAACAGAAACUGUUAGAUAUGAAAAUUUUGUUGAAAUAUGGCGAGACAUGAAAAUGCCACUAAUGUUUGCAGGAAGACAAACCGAAAGAGAAGUUCGAGAGUUUAUAGAGGAGUGCUUCAGAAUAGCCUCACAAUAUGUUUUGGCACCGUACAAUUUCCAGGUACGCGUGGGAGCCUUAUACCUGCUGUAUGGUCUAUUCAACAUACAACCUCUGUUUCAUAGGGUCAAGAUCAGAACAACAAACACGAUGUGGCUUGACCUGUUAGAAUUCCAAAGCGAGGCACAACGUCAACAACAUCUCGAUGUCGACUUUGUUUUUCACAAACUCCGCUUUCAAAAUGCGUUCUUAUUUACUGCCAAACAAAUUGAGGUGCUACAUACAGUGGACAAGAACAAGGAUGAAGUGUCGUUAUCUGAAGAAUUCAAAGAGGAGCAGAGCGUUCUGUUUGAUCUUUUCUCUACUGAAAUGUUGGAGCAAAUGGCAACAGUACAUCAGCACUAUGAAGCUAUCAAGGUUGCACUGGAGGGACCUCAGGCUACGCACCCUUCACGAUCUCUGUCAGUCAUCAAACAAGAUCUGGUGCCAGGCAUCACAAAAGCUAUCAUCUACUAUCAGGAUAGACGUAAAGCCGGGGCAUUUAAGAAGAAGGCUGCAGCAAAUGUGGGCGAUGACCUUAGCUCGGACUCUAUGGACAAUGAGGACGAAGAGGAUGUAGAUAUGAAACCCUCUAAAAAACUUCUACUGAAAGAAAAGGCAUUUGCUAAAGCCACUGUACCGAGUGGACAUUUUCGACGAGGAAAGUUUUCCGCUUCAUCCGGUAGUGAGCGUGACGAACCUAAACAUCCUGAAACAGUACCCGAUGUUCCAGUACCCGAUGUUCCCGUCACUGUGAAGGAAAUGUCAGAUGAGGACCCUGAUGACAAAGAUUCUGAGCAGGUGACAGCCCUCAAAAAGUCCUUGCUGAACAUGCCCUUUAUCCCUACAGGGAACGAUAAUGCCCCUAGGAGGGGGCGCAGGAAAAAAGGCAAAGGCAUGACAAGAAAGAAAAGCAAAUCUGCAAGGCUUGUCGUUAACCCACUUCCUGCCUACAGUGGAAAGGUCAAUGAUGGUGGUUCACCUGUUAAAAGGGGGAGGAGUAGACCCAAGAGGACAUAGGCGGUUUUAUUAUAAACUUGUUAUUGUUAUUAAAUAAACCUGUUGUAAUGUUA
Mizuhopecten yessoensis (Yesso scallop) is the source of this 1346-nucleotide messenger RNA. RefSeq names its product snRNA-activating protein complex subunit 1-like. Gene Ontology annotation, cellular component: snRNA-activating protein complex. The transcript is spliced from 10 exons. Gene Ontology annotation, biological process: snRNA transcription by RNA polymerase II; snRNA transcription by RNA polymerase III. Bases 43 to 1293 code for a protein of 416 amino acids. The record is from RefSeq and is a predicted model, not a curated record. NCBI's taxonomy places the organism in Eukaryota, Metazoa, Mollusca, Bivalvia, Pectinida, Pectinidae. Gene Ontology annotation, molecular function: sequence-specific DNA binding.